GUACAAGACUACUUUUAUUACAGUAAUCAAUCAUGGGGAAAAAAAGAUUCAUUGAUCCAUCCAAGUCUGUCAAAUUUCAGCUUGUGCAUAGGUCUCAGAGAGACCCAAAAAUAGCAGAUGAAACUGCAUCCAAACUAGUCCUGCGACCUAUUGCAGCAUCUUCAAACCUUGCUCGAAAAGGAAAGGGCUUGGAUUUGUCCACGGCGUUGGGAGAGCUGGGAAACGAUAGUCAAUUCGAUACAGAAAACAAAUAUGACCAAGAAAGUGAUUACAGCGAUUCGGAUACCGAGAAUGAAUUGGAUUCAAAGGAUGCUUCAAAAAAGCUAAAGGCAUAUGUAGCACCCGUUACCCCCAACGAUCCUGCCCUAUACGGUAUUUUCUUCAAGGAUCAGGAAUCAUACGACUAUAUGCAGCAUCUCAAACCAAUUGGAAGUGACCCAACAGCUAUGUUUGUUGCAGCAAAAUCAGUUCAGAAACCCGAAAAAGAAGAAAUUAAAUUCGUUGAGGCAAACACCAACAACUCGACAAGUUCGGUUGAUUUUCCACAAGCCAAGCUGAUUCUUCCUGAAGGGGUCUUGCCAUCUCAAACUGAGGAAGAUGUUGGCUUGCUCACUCGCUUAGCUCAACCAUAUACUCCAGGAUUAAAUCUAGAGCUUGGAGAUGAUGUACGAGAGACACUGUAUGCGCUUGAUGAUGAUGAGUAUGUGGAAGAUGAGUUGGAAGAUGACUUUUUUGGUGCACUCGACGCCGAAGAGAUUCCUGAGCAGUACAAAAGUAUGGUUGAGCAAGCUGAAAAUGGCUACGAGAACAAAGACAAUGAGAAUCAGCAUGAAGAUCAGGAAUGGAUGAAGGAAUAUGCGAGAUUUCAAAAGAGUGCAGGAAAACCACCAUCACAUGAUGAUAUUCACUCAGAUGGCUCUGAUAGUACCGAUGCAACUCCAAAAGCACCUGUUCGAACUGGAGAUUCAGUUCGAAUCAAAAAGGGUGCAUUCACAGAUACCUCAUCAUACUCCAUGUCAUCCUCAUCCAUGUUUAGAAACGACAAGCUUACACUUCUCGACGACCGAUUUGACAAAGUUUUGGCGGAAUAUUCUGAUGACGAGAUUGGUGAACUAGACCCUGAUGAUCCUGAAGUGCAGGGUGUAUUGGAUGCCAUGUCCACAUUUUCUGGACUGUCAAAACCAUCUAGCUGUAUCUCACUUGGUGCUGAUUCGGACUCCUCGCGUCGUCUUGAUGUCAUGUUUGACGACUUUCUUGAAUCAACACAGGUAGUAUCCAAUGGUCGUGCAUUGAUUCCAGCACGUCAGCCACUCGAUGCUCUUUAUAGCAGUACGCAGCAAAAUGUCAAAUCACUUGUAGACAAGUACGCAUUUGAAGAGGUUACUUCAGCUGCUACACAGGCCGAACUCGACAAGAAAAUCUAUAUGCCAGAGGAAAAAAAUUAUGAUACAUGGGAUGUGGAAUCUGUUUUGUCUACUUACUCAAACAUCUAUAAUCGACCCAAACUGAUUCGAGAGAUUUCCAAAAAUGCUCCACGGAUUCAACUCAAAGGACCACAUGGCAUGCCUUCUGUUGUGCCAUCGAUAUCUUCUACGUUGCAGAAUGAGCUUAGCGACGAUUACAGUGAUAACGAGUCUCAGUUCACCGAUUGCACAGAACGACACAAUACUGCAAUUGGAAGAAACAAGAGUGAGACUGCAGAGGAAAAACGACAGCGCAAAGCUCAGGUCAAGGCUGAAAGACGAGACCGACGAACUGCCAAGAAAAUGACCAAAUCAGCAUUCAAAGGUGAAGAACUCAGACAAAGUCGCCUUACAUCUAACCACGAGCGGCAGGAUCGGUCGUUUGGGCUUGUUUAAAUCGUAAUUAUUAAACAAACAAUAAACCCAUUUUAACUCG
Batrachochytrium dendrobatidis JAM81 is the source of this 1899-nucleotide messenger RNA. RefSeq lists its product as uncharacterized. Gene Ontology annotation, biological process: ribosomal small subunit export from nucleus; ribosomal small subunit biogenesis. The record is from RefSeq and is a predicted model, not a curated record. The transcript is spliced from 6 exons. Bases 33 to 1859 code for a protein of 608 amino acids. Gene Ontology annotation, cellular component: cytosol; nucleus; preribosome, small subunit precursor. NCBI's taxonomy places the organism in Eukaryota, Fungi, Chytridiomycota, Chytridiomycetes, Rhizophydiales.